Chelonus insularis is the source of this 9358-nucleotide messenger RNA. It is a transcript of the gene Lrrk, whose product is annotated as Leucine-rich repeat kinase. Gene Ontology annotation, molecular function: protein kinase activity; protein binding; ATP binding. The transcript has 3 exons. Lineage: Eukaryota; Metazoa; Arthropoda; Insecta; Hymenoptera; Braconidae. The record is from RefSeq and is a predicted model, not a curated record. Gene Ontology annotation, biological process: protein phosphorylation. Bases 922 to 8289 code for a protein of 2455 amino acids.
UAAUUUAAAAAUUACGUUUUUCAUUUUAAUAAUAAAAUUAAUAAUUUUGUAAUGAUAAUAAUAAUCAUCAUAUUUCAUAUAAAAAGCUUUUCCUUGAAACCUAAGAAUAAAAAUUUUAUGUAAUCAUAGAAAAACGUAAUACGAUACAUGUGAGAAAUCAAAUCCAUAUAUUUUCCGGUUGAUCGACAAGUUCAGUGAGUGAUCAUUCAUUGAAAACAAAAUAGAGUUUAGUAUAAGAGAUUAAUUUAAUGAAUAAACAUUCAGAAAUUUUUCUAUAAGAAAUAUUUAUAAUUAAUGUUUUAUAGAAUAAUAUUUUAAUAUACUAACAAAAUUAUAAUACGAUUCAGUGGAAUGAUAACACUACAAAUAUCAGUAAUUUAAUGAUUUAGAUCUAGCUGUGCCCUAUGAUGGGGAGGAAAUUAAAUUACAUCAUCACGUGCAUUCAUUCUGUUUUCAAUUUUUCAUAGAAUUGAUUUUAUUUACUACUCAAUGUGUAAUGGGAGUGUAAUAGCUACUGUACGCAUGAAUUGUCGAUACUGUAGUCUUCUGUGCACAAUUGUGGACUACUGUCAAAAGUGUCAUUUACAAAAUGGAAUCUUGAUAUCGCGCGAAAUAAUUAAAACAAUUCAUAACCAAGGAUGAAUGACAAGUCAUUCUCUAGGAUUAUUUGAGGUUAGAUUGGAGCUUUCAGUAAAAUAAUUGUAUUCAAAAAAAUUUUAAUCAUUGAAUAGCUAAUGAGAGUGUUGAAAUAGAAAUGAUUUUCACUGAUAAAUAUAAUAAGAAGAGAUUAUACUGCUUCUGUGAAUUACUGAUAAAAAAUAAAUCGAAUUAUCAAGAUAUUACAUGAAAUUUUGAAUAAUAAAUCAUGAAAUAAACAACAAUUUCAUUGAUUUUCAAGUAAACAAUUAAACAAAUACCGUUAUGGAAGAUUAUACUCCAGUAGAUGAAGACUUUCCUGGUCGUUUACUACAUCAAGCUGCACUGUGGGAUAAUGCAGAACUUUUAGAAGAUCUUUUAAGAGGUGAGCAUGCUCAAUAUAUCAAUAGUCAAGAUUCCUGGGGCCGAGCACCUUUACAUGCAGCUGCAAUAACUGAGAAUUCAAGGUGCUUAGGAGUCUUAUUAGCAACAGGAGCUAAUGCUAACAUACAAUGUGGUCCUCGAGGUCAACACAGAACACCUCUUCACGUUUGUACUGAUCAUGGACAUAGUGGAAAUAUUCAAAAAAUGUUGGAAUUUAACGUAGAUUUAAAAAUCAGUGAUGAUAAUGGAUUAACUCCGUUAGACAUUGCCAAAAAAAAUGAUGAUAGUGAAUGUGUAAAUUUAUUACAAAAAGCAGCUGAAAAAUAUGAAUUAGCAAAGCUAGCAACUCAUGCAUCUUUAAGAGCUGCUUGCAUGCAAGGUGAUACUGUGGCAGCUAGAAAUAUUAUUCAAACUACUUUAGAUCAUUUAGAGUAUAUUAUUAAUAUGGCUCCAAACGGUGCUAAUACUCUUUUAUUUAUUGCUUGUGAAAUGGGCCAUAAGGAUAUUGUAAGGCUACUAUUAGAUCAUGGCGCUGAUUGUCGAAGUCAUCCUGUUACUAAAUACUGUCCUUUAUACAUUGCUUGUUAUAAUGGAAAACUAGAAAUUGUUGAUCUAUUACUUCGUCAUUUUCCUAAACAAGUUCAAUCAUUAACAGUGGAACGAUGGUUGCCAAUACAUGCUGCGGCUAUUAAUGGUCAUUCUGCUAUUGUAGAUUUCUUGCUCAAAUUUGAAUAUCCUUCACAUCUUAAUCAACGUUUCAAAGAUCCGUCCGGUGAGUUAGAAUAUGAACUACCUUUCGACAUUAAUACUCAGGAUGUAACGGGCCAAAAUGUUUUAUACAUUGUGAGUAUGCUUGGUAAUAUAAAAAUAGUAGAAUCCUUGUUGAAUUAUCGAGUGAAAUCAAGAAAAAUAAAAAAUGAAGAGGUUGGAACUAAUCAACCAGUAGCCGUGUCCAAGCGUAGAAUUUCAAGUGGGAUUCAAAAACUCAUGUCAAGUCUCAAUUUUCGUAGUAAAGCUGGUGAUAAAAAAGAUGAAAAUACAAUAUGUCCAUUAAAUUUAGAUAUUUAUUGUAAUAAUAAUACAGAGACAGCACUUCAUGCUGCUGUUAAAGCAGGCCACACUGACGUUGUUGCUAUAUUACUUCAAGCUGGAGCUAAUCCUAAUUUACCUAUCAAAGUGAUUGAUAAUUCUGAUGGUGAAGGAAGCACUUCUACCGUUUUAACAAUAGCUUCUUAUAAUCGAGAUAUUAAGAUAGCUGAUUUAUUACUUAAACAUGGUGCAAUUGAUAAUGAAUGUAGGGCAUUAAAAAUUGCUGCUCAAAAUCGUGAUGAAGUUUUAACAGCUAAAUUGCUUUCAAUCAAAGCUCAUCCUGAUCCUGAAUAUAAAAUAAAUAAAAAAGCAAUGACAGAAGGUACACAAACAUCACAUUUUUCUGCACUAUCUAGUUUUGGAAAUGUUACUUAUCCUUCUUUAUUUCCUAACACUCCAACGAUGAUCAAUUGGCAUAAUCAACAAUGCCGAUUGUCUCAAAUACGUGGUCAAUGGCUUAUUGAUGCUGUACUCCAUGUAAAUAAAAAACUUAGCGUGAAAAAUAAUGAUCUUGCACUCUAUGCUAUUACAAGGAUAGAUAUUUCUCAUAAUUCAAUAACAACUAUUCCUUCAAUGGUUUUUUAUCUUCAAAGUUUAAAAUACCUUAAUAUGGCACAGAAUAAAAUAGAUACUCUUACAGCUGAACCAAGCAGUCCACGAGACAAAUUAUGUCCUGUUCUGGAAGAAAUUUAUUUACAAGACAAUCGUUUAGAACAGCUGCCCAAUUUUUUGAUGAAUCUACCAGCAUUGGAAAUCAUGGAUGUGUCUAAUAACAAAUUACAAUGUCUACCGGAUAAUCUUUGGCAUGCUCCUAAAUUAAAAGAAUUGAAUGCUUCAUUUAAUCUUUUAAAAGAUUUGCCUAGUCAAGUAUCACAGAACAUUUCAAGAAAAUUACAAAGAGAUGAUGUUCUCAGUAGUAGUCCAAGUAGUCGAAGUAUAACUUCACAAAUUGGUAUCCCUCAUGAUGAUUCAGUUGAAUUUGAUUCUUUCAUAAAAUUGGCCAAUGCUCAGGUCAUUGAAUUGGAAAGACCGCACGUUUGGACAGAAUCUGUUCAAGUGACUGAGAAAAUAUCCGAUGAUACGGAACCAGGAACCCGUUCUGUAUUGACUUCACUCAACUUAGCACACAAUUUAUUCACAAGUAUACCUGUAGCUUUACCUUGCCUAGCUGUAAAUCUUGUCCGACUUAAUAUGGCUUACAAUUCUCUACGUUCAAUGAGUCAUAUAACUUCAUACCCAACUAGUUUGAAACAGCUUGAUCUAUCAAAUAAUCAAAUUUCUUGCUGGCCUAGUUUACCACAAGUGGACGGCGCCGAUGUAAUGGAACAAGCUACAACAGCUUGUUAUUCUCCUGCCACUAAUAUUCAGUCUUCUAUGGUACCCAACAAUAGACAGACUGCUACUUCAUUGAGAGAUGUUGUUCUUAUGUCGGUCUGCACUCAUCGAAGACAUUUGAGGCUUGAAAAUUUACGAACUUUAGUAUUAGCAAAUAAUUUACUCACUCGAAUUCAACUUACUUCAGUUGAUGAUGGUGAAUCUUCGAGUUUUGAAGAAGAAAAUAUUGAUAGAGAUACCAAAAUUACUUAUUCUGGCUCCAAACUUUAUCUUCUUUUUCCUAAUGUCAGUAUGUUAGACGUUAGUAAUAACCAAUUGAAAGAAAUUCCACAAAAUAUUUAUGAGUUAAGUAAUUUGUCAGUAUUAAAUAUCAGUGGAAAUAGCGAGAUUAUCGAGCUACCUCCACAAAUGGGUCUUUUAUCACGAUUAUGGAAUUUAAACACACAAGGUUGUAAACUACAAGAACCACUUAAAUCAAUGAUUGAAUCAAAAAAAUAUAAAACUAUGGAUGUCGUUGGUUAUUUAAAAUCAGUAUUAGAAGAUGCAAAACCUUAUGCAAGAAUGAAACUCAUGAUUGUUGGCAUUCAAGGUAUUGGAAAGACGAGUUUACUUGAACAACUUCGACAGGAGGGUGAAGUACCAAAUAAAAAGAAAGCCUCUGAACAUUGGGCCAAACGAAUGGGCAAUAAAAAUAUUAAUACUAAGACUGCUAGAGGUACGACCAUUUCAACAGUUGGAGUAGACAUUGGUGAUUGGAUUUAUGAAAAAAAAGUGCGUGGUCAAUCAUCGCAUGGACCUGUUUACUUUAGAACAUGGGACUUUGGUGGACAAAAGGAAUAUUAUGCAACACACCAGUACUUUCUCUCUAAACGAAGUUUAUAUAUUGUUGUAUGGAGAAUAACUGACGGCUUUAAAGGAGUAAGUGAAAUUUUUCAAUGGCUUGUAAACAUUCAGAGUCGAGCUCCCAAUUCACCAGUAAUUAUUGUUGGGACUCAUUACGACAUUUCUUAUGAACAAAGUGAAGCUCUUCAGCAAUACAUUCGUGAAAAAUUCAUUAAUGUCGUUGAUGCUGAAAAAUGUGGACUUCCUAAAGUAAUGGAGACUAUAGAAAUCAGUUGUAAAACAAAACAUAAUAUUAAAAUGCUUUGUAAUCUCAUUUAUGACGUAGUAUUUAGUUUAAGGUCACCAGGAAGUAAAGAGUUAUUAUUAGAACAACGUGUACCAGCUAGUUAUUUAGCUUUAGAGGACGUUGUGGUUCAAUUAGCUCAUGAUAGAAAAUUGUCAGGUGCUGAUCCAGUUCUUAAAGCUGAUCAGUACUAUGCAGCCGUUAAUAAUGAGCUUCAAAAACUUCACAGAUCAUUCCGUGAUCCUGCAGAAUUACAUCAAGCUACCCUAUUUCUUCAUGAAAAUGGAAUAAUCCUUCAUUAUGAUGAUGCAACGUUGCGGGAUUUAUACUUUUUAGAUCCUCAAUGGCUUUGUGAUAUGCUAGCUCAUGUAGUGACAAUUCGAGAAAUAAAUCCUUUUGCAAGAUGCGGAAUUAUGAAAUUAGAUGAUAUUCAACAUGUUUUUAAAUCAUCUACAAUUUCUUCAACUGAUACACAAGGUUACAUUGUUAGUUUACUCAAUAAAUUUGAAGUAGCUCUUACUUGGGAUUAUCGAACACUUUUGAUACCUUCUUUGCUACCAACUGAAGAAGAUAUUUUACGUAAUAAUCUAUUAGUUAAAAUUCCUGUUAAAAAUCGAGGGUGGCAUAUUAGAUCUAAAAAAAUAACUUCUCCUAUUCAAUCACCUUCUGUUGCAGGUGAUAAAGGAAAACUACAAUAUCCUUUAACAUCAAGACCUCAACCUGAUUGUUCAGUAACAAGAUUAUUACUUAUGUCUUAUUUUCCAAGUGGAUUUUGGUCACGAUUAAUAACAAGGAUUCUGGCAGACGAUACAAUUGUUGAAAUUGUCAUGUCAUUUUUAACUCCCUUUAAAGAUAUUGUUGAUGAUAAUAUUUUUGCUAAUCUUAUGGAAACUAAUGCUGAAUGGGUACUAUGGCAAACAGGACUUGAACUUCGUUAUGCUGGAAUAACAUUAUUGAGAUUAAAAGAAAUCAAUUAUAAUUUAAAAAAUACACCUUACGAUUAUAGACAGUUUAAAUUCAAAUUGAAACAAGAUGGAAUAUGGUGUACAGUUGAUUUAAAAAAUUCAGCAAUACUUGAAAUAUGGUUUCCAAUUGAUACAUUAGUUGUUAAACAGCCAAUCAUGUCAGAUACUUCAGAUGAUCCAAUUGGUUAUCAAGCAAUAGUCGUCGAACCUCGACCAGAAAGUAUGCCUCAACUAUUAGCUCUUAUUGUCGAUCAUAUUGAUAUUUUAUUGGAGGAUUGGUAUCCAACAUUAGGAACUCGAUUUGUUCAUACUUCAGAAGGAAAAUUACUUGUAACUCGUUUAAUCCCAUGUCCACGUUGUCUUUUAAAUAACGGAGAUUUCGAAGGUGAAACAAGUGAUCAAGAGCAUCAUUCAGAAGAUGACCCUAAAUAUUAUAUGAAUCAUGAGAGACAAAGUCAAGAUAGCUAUAAAUCUGAUGGUGACAGUGGUGUUGGGUAUGAUAGUUCAACAUCAAGCAGAAUGCCAUCUCUCGAAGGUCAUCCUGAUGUAAUACGACAAUUUUCGAAACCUGAAGGAAUUUUAGCUUACUCUUGGAUGGUAGAAGAGUGUAUUUUAUCAGCUUAUAGCAACAAGACAAUUGCAUGUCCAAAACAUAUGGAUAUUCCUCUCUCACAUGUCGCACCUGAUAUUAUAUUUAUGGAUUUAGGAUCAAAACAUCUUAUCAAGUCAGAGGAUAUUAAAAGAGGCAGAAUGUUAGGUCGUGGAGCUUUUGGUUUUGUUUUCAAAGGAGUUUGUAAAGCACCAGGAAAUACAACUAAAAUAGAUGUGGCAAUGAAAAUGUUACAACCAGUACCACCAGGACCAAAUUCGAAACCAUCAGCAGUUUUAGCAUACAAAGCAGCUCAGAGUAAAUGGGAUCGUGAUCCUCUUCAGUAUGCUUGCAAAGCGUAUUGCACAGCAAGACAGGAAUUAAAUAUUUUAUUAACUUUGAGGCAUGCCAAUAUUGUACCUCUAAUUGGAAUUGUUAUAAGUCCAUUAGCACUUGUAUUAGAUUUAGCACCUGAAGGAGCAUUAGAUAAUGUUCUAAAGAAUUAUCGACGUUCUGGAGCUAAAUUAGAUCCUUACACUCUUCAAGCAAUUAUUCUUCAAGUUGCAAAAGCAGUAGAAUAUCUCCAUCAACAGCAUGUUAUUUAUAGAGACUUAAAGUCAGAAAAUGUUUUAGUAUGGCAAAUGCCAGCGCCUUUCAGCGAUUAUCCUGACAAUGUUCAUGUUAAAGUAGCGGACUAUGGAAUAUCUAGGCUAACUCUACCUUCUGGAGCAAAAGGAUUUGGAGGGACUGAGGGAUUUAUGGCGCCAGAAAUAAUAAAAUAUAACGGCGAAGAAGAAUAUACUGAAAAGGUUGAUUCUUUUUCAUUUGGAAUGUUUAUCUAUGAACUUGUUACCUUGCGACAGCCAUUUGAAGGCCAUGAAGCUGUGAAAGAGUGUAUUUUGGAAGGAGGCAGACCACCACUGACUUAUCGUGAAACUCUUUAUCCAUGUUAUUUGUUAGAUUUAAUGGUGAUUUGUUGGGCACAAAAUCCAAAAGAUCGUCCAACUGCUAGCCAAAUAGUUUCUAUUGCUUCUGCUCCGGAAUUCACACAUUUGAUUGAUGUUACUCUUCUUACUGAAAGAACUCAUGUUACAGCUAUUACUGCAACAUCACGGUCUUUAGAAGAUAAUGUGAAUGGUGAUGAGAUAUGGCUGGGACAUAAUAACGGCGAGGUGGACAUGCUAUUAGGAACAGAAAAGGGCUGGUUGCAACAUGUAAGAAUAGAGACACCCGUUAUUCCUUACGCGAUGUGUGGCGUUGAUGGCUAUAUCUGGAUAGGAGACAAUGCAGGACAAAUACAUGUUUAUCUAGGUAGUAAUUUUGGUUGUGUGGGGAGUUAUAAUCUAGAGUCAGACCAUUAUCGAGAGUCUAAAGUUGUUAGUUUGAUGCAUCUUGAACAGCUAAAACAAUUUAUUGUUGCUUUACAUAGUGGAAAACUGUAUCUCUUAUCAAACAAUUUUACGCAAAUGAAAAAAACUGAAAUAGAAACUAAAAUUCGAGAUCAUGUUAGAACUUAUUCUUUGGCAGUUGUUUAUCGAAGAAGACGAAUUAUUGAAUUAUGGACUGGUCAAAGUUUUGGAAAAGUAACAAUUUAUGUUUUGAAAGAUGGUAAUUUAGUUGAUACUUGCGAGUUAAUUCAUCUUACAAAUGAAACAGCUAGUAAAAAUUUAUUUGCAACGUAUUUAUUGAGUGCUGAAAGUUCAGUACUUUCAUAUACUUAUCCAGGUUGUAUUGUUUAUCAAUGGGAUGUAGAAACUCGGCAAAUAAUAAAUAAACUAGACAUGUCAAAGCUCGUACCAUGUUCAGAAAGUCUUAAAUCAAUUUCUAUUGAAGAAAACUUGACUACAGACAGAUGCCAAGUCACUGCAUUAGAAGUGUGCAUGAAUCAGCUAUAUAUUGGAACAACAUGGGGAUGUAUAGCAGUAGCAGAAUGCAAUUCAUUACGACCAAUUACAGUUUUUAGGCCAUUUGAGGGUAAAGUGUGCCAAAUUAUUGCUCUCAAAUCGACAGACAAAAAGAAAUUAGCACUCGCAACUGUUGGUCAAGGAUAUAGAAGCUUAAUUUCAAGAUAUACUGAUUAUCCACUAGAUUGUUUAGUGGCAGAGGAUUUAAAACAUAAUAUGUAUACUUUACUUUGGCGAUCGGAACAUUGGUCAGCUGCUUAAUCACUUUAUGAAACUCUUAGUCAUAAUUUCAAUAGAUAAAUCAUUUUAUCUAUAUUGAUAUUUAAUAAUUGGUAACAAAAAUAUAUUAAUCAGUGAUUGUGAAUCUAUACCAGGAGUGCUUUAAGGUGCAAUUAACGCUACAUUACAUUAAAUUUUUAUUUUAAAAAUAAAACAAAAAUUAUCUACUUGUUUUUAUCAUUUAGAGAAACAAACAAUACUUCAAUUACGUUUAAAAACACGAAUAUGAUGAUGAUAAAAAUUAAUCUCUUGAAAAGAAAAAUAUUUUUUGCAAUGUGUUAUUUAAAUACAAUAGCUAUUAUCAAAAUUAUCAUUUAAAAUAUUUUUGAUGAUGAAAAAAUCUCUGACUAAAUUUUUGUUUUCUUGUUGAUAAUAACAAACUCGCCAAUGUAGUAUGAAUGAACAUUUUUAUAUCUUAUAUUAAACGUCCAAGCUGAUAAAUUUAAUGCAAUUUAUUCCGGUAUUUAUCAAUCAAAUAUUUGUAAUUGUAUUGUUAUAACUAUUCGUAAAGUCAUUUAUCAUGAAUUAGAUGAAUAAAAGUCACUGAAUGAUCUCGCUCUAAAAUUCGGGUAUUUUCCGUAAACUUAGAAAUUAAUUACGUGAUAAAGUAAAUGUAAUGAAAUAAGAAUAAUUGAAUUUUAUUACAAAAUAAUCUUCCAUUACUGAGUAUAAUUAAUUGAUCAAAUAACUAGUGUAAUAAAUUUAAUCCUAUAGUACAACAAAAACCCAAGGCCACUAUGAUGAAUAUUAGAAUUAAGAAAUCACUUGCGUCCUAUUGAAAAAAAUUCAUGUAAUUUCGAACUUUACAUGUGAUAUGUUUUUAUUAAGUUAUUUUGCAAAUUCAUUCGUUCAUUGAUAAUGAAUAGAACUGUUUUAACUCUAUGGCUCGAAAAAUAAUUUUUAUAUUUUUUUCACUCCUCUACACUCAGUAUGUUAAUAAUUUCCACCAUUUUUUGGGAAAUAAGUAAUUAGUUAAUACGUAAAAUACAUUUUAUAUUAUGAGUUUAUUUAGUCAUUUUAUUAUUUUAAAAAUAAUUCUUUGUCUUAUCAU